CGCGUUCCACUUAAAGACCUCCAAACUUGACCGCGUUCUUCAGGUUAUUAAUGAGCAAUUCUCGCAUCAUUUUCGUUAUCCUAUAGCCGCAUUCUUCGUCCUCAGUCAGAUCGGACAACAUGGGGGAAAAAACUGCCAGCGCCGCUCGCACUCCUGCGAAAGCGCCGCCCACGGUCAAGAAGGCACCUUCAACGGGCAAGCAACAGAGCAUUCUCGGUUUCUUCUCUAGGACAGGAGCAGCUGGAGCAGCAGGUGUUGCAAGCCCCUCGCCAUCCACCAGGCCGCCAUCCACAAGCAAGGACGACACCUCGGCCCAGUGCCUGAAAGAGACGAAGACUAAGUCGAAUGCGAUGCUCGUAUCGAGGCGCACCACCACUGUCACGCCUGUUCCGAGCAGCGAUGCCAUUGAACCCUCGAGCUCUCAAGAGAAUAGAGACACCGGUAUUGCUAAGGUGGUUAACGUCGGCCUCCACACACCCGCUGCAUCUGCUAAGACCGCGAAGAAGCAGGCUGUCAGUGCAAAGCCCAGCCUGCAUAGUAGUCCGUCUCGAAAGGCGAAGAAGACCGUGAACUACGCCGAGUCCUCCGACGAAGAUGAUGACGCGGUCUUUGCUACGCUGAAGUCUAGGAGAUCCACACAACGGCGUUCCCGUGCCGCAGUUCCGGACGAGGAUGAUGAUGAAGAUACAUACGAGGCGGCGGUCAAUGAGAUCGAAGAUGAAGAUGAUGACUUGGGAGAUUUCGUGGUUUCCGACGAUUCGGACGCGCCUUCCAGGUCGAAGAAGAGGAAACGGGCGGCAACCAAGUCUGCGGCCCCACGCAAAAAGGCCAACCACUCCUCAUCUCCUGCUCCCGACUUUCAAUCUCCGUUAGAAGACGAUGACGAGGUCAUGCAGGAUAUCCCACCCUCAACCUCAACUGCACAGAAAUGGAAGUACGAUCCGGACAAUGUGCAGCCUAGCGAGCCAGGCUCCCGGGCGCCCCUGCCCCCACCGAAGUUGGGAGGGCCAAAGCCGAAGCCUAAGCCGCACACAAAAGAGCCAGAGGAGAGAUACCCCUGGCUGGCCAACAUCCUAGACGGCAACAAGAACCCUCCUGGGCACCCGGAUUUCGAUCCAACGUCGAUUUACAUUCCACCAGCGGCCGAGAGAAAGUUCUCGGCGUUUGAGAAGCAGUAUUGGGACAUCAAGAAGAAGCUGUGGGACACAGUUGUGUUCUUCAAGAAGGGGAAAUUUUAUGAGCUCUACGAGAAUGAUGCAACAAUCGGACACCAGCUGUUCGAUCUGAAGCUCACCGAUCGCGUCAACAUGCGCAUGGUUGGCGUUCCUGAAAGUUCUCUAGACAUGUGGGUUAACCAGUUCGUGGCCAAGGGCUUCAAGGUUGCAAGAGUCGAUCAGAUGGAAUCGGCGUUGGGAAAGGAGAUGCGAGAGCGCGAGAGCAGCGCUAAGAAGGCUGACAAGAUCAUCCGGAGAGAGUUGACGUGCAUCCUUACUGGAGGCACGCUGGUAGACGGCAGCAUGCUCCAAGAUGACAUGGCCACCUACUGUGCAUCCAUCAAGGAGUACUUGGUCGACGACAGGCCCGCCUUUGGGAUCGCUUUUGUCGAUGCCGCUACUGGCCAAUUCUUCCUUUCCGAGUUCCAGGAUGACGUCGACCUGACACGGUUCGAAACGUUUGUCGCCCAGACAUCGCCCCGAGAGCUGGUUCUGGAGAAGUCGCGCUUGUCCAGCAAGGCGUUGCGCAUCCUCAAGAACAACACGGGGCCAACCACUAUCUGGAACUACCUGAAGCCAGGAACCGAAUUUUGGGAUGCCGAUCUCGCCAGACGCGAAUUGGACUGUAGCGGCUAUUUUGGCUCCGAAGAGAGCCAGGAAGACGCUUGGCCCAAGCAGCUGAGCGAGGCGAGGGACAAGGACUUGGCGAUGUCGGCUCUCGGAGGCUUGACUCACUACCUCCGCGUCCUGAAGCUCGAUCAGAGCCUGCUAUCGCAGGGCAGUUUCGAGUGGUACAAUCCUAUCCAUAGGAAUGGCACUCUGAUCCUGGAUGGCCAGAGCCUGAUCAACCUAGAGAUCUUCACCAAUACAGCCAACGGUGGUCCGGAGGGCACUCUGUUCAGCUUGCUCAACCGAUGCAUCACGCCCUUUGGAAAGCGCCUGUUUCGUCAGUGGGUCUGCCACCCGCUGUGCAACACCCAAAAGAUCAACGAGAGGCUCGAUGCAGUCGACAUGCUGAAUGCGGACCGUAGCAUCCUGCAGCAGUUCUCGACUCAGAUGACUAAGAUGCCGGACCUUGAGCGGCUCAUCUCGCGCAUCCACGCUGGUGCCUGCAAGCCGGAGGAUUUUGUUCGGGUCCUUGAGGGCUUUGAGCAGAUCGACUACACCAUGGGGCUUCUCCGUGCAUUCGGCGGUGGCAACGGAAUCGUCGACAGGCUCAUUGCAUCGAUGCCGGACCUCAAGGAGCCUCUAGGUUACUGGGAGACUGCCUUUGACAGGAAGAAGGCUCGAGAUGGCAAAGUGCUCAUCCCCGAGAGGGGCAUCGAAGAAGACUUUGAUAGCAGCCAGGACGAGCUGGAGCGGAUCAAGGAAGAGCUUCAUGCGCUUCUUGAGAGGCAGAAGACAGUCUUGAAGUGCAAGACGCUCAAGUUCACCGACGUAGGCAAAGAGAUCUACCAGAUCGAGGUGCCCAAGUCCGUCAAGGUCCCUGCGAGCUGGCGCCAGAUGUCUGCCACCGCAGCUGUCAAGCGGUAUUACUUCAGGGAGCUGGAGGAUCUGGUCCGGGAGCUCCAAGAGGCGGAGGAGACGCACUCGCAGAUCGCGAAGGAGGUAGCCUCGCGAUUCUUCAAGCGGUUCGAUAGCGAUUACGAGAUUUGGCUGCAAUCGAUCCGCAUCAUUGCGCAUCUCGACUGCCUGAUCAGCUUGGCCAAGUCGUCAUCUGCGCUGGGCGUGCCCAGCUGCCGCCCGAUAUUUGUGGACGGCGAACGAAGUCUGGUGGAGUUUAAGGAACUCCGCCACCCCUGCAUGAUCAAUACCGUCGCCGACUUCAUCCCUAACGACAUCAAACUGGGCGGCGAUGAGGCCAAGAUCAACCUUCUCACAGGGGCAAACGCAGCCGGGAAGUCGACCAUCCUCCGCAUGUCCUGCAUCGCUGUCAUCAUGGCCCAGAUCGGCUGCUACGUGCCCGCCUCGUCGGCGCGGCUCACCCCCAUCGACCGCAUCAUGUCGCGGCUGGGCGCCAACGACAACAUUUUUGCCGCCCAAAGCACCUUCUUCGUCGAGCUCUCCGAGACGAAGAAGAUUCUCGCCGAGGCCACGCCGCGCUCGCUCGUCAUCCUCGACGAGCUCGGCCGCGGCACCUCGUCCUACGACGGCGUCGCCGUCGCCCAGGCCGUGCUACACCACGUCGCCUCCCAUAUCGGCUGCGUCGGCUUCUUUGCCACCCACUACCACAGCCUGGCGGCCGAGUUUGCGCACCACCCGGAAGUGAGGGCGCGCCGCAUGCAGAUCCGCGUCGACGACGAGCAGAGGCGUGUGACCUUCCUAUAUCGCCUCGAGGACGGUGUCGCCGAGGGGUCGUUCGGCAUGCACUGUGCCGCCAUGUGCGGCAUCCCCUCGAAGGUGAUUGAGCGGGCCGAAGUGGCGGCCCGCGAGUGGGAGCAUACCAGUCGGCUGAAGGAGAGCUUGGAGCGGGCCAAGAUGGGCUGCUAUAUCCCGCUCGGUGUGCUGAGUGAUGUGGCCAACUUGCUGAGGUCUAAUGACGGGGAUCAGGGGGUGGAUGGUGUCGAGGUUGGUGAGCGCGGGGUGGAGGUAUUGUUGAAGGCUAUCGAAGCGCUCUGAUGGUUGGGGAGUGUUGGGGUUGGUAUUGCCUUUUUUUACUGGUUUGCUAAGGAAAGGUGCCAAAGGUGCUUUGCUUCCAUGUCAUGGAUAAUACUUGCUAGACAUAUUUGCUGUUCUAUGGGCGUCCUGGCUUAGGGCUAUAGGGGUAAAGUGGGGGGGUCGCUAUUUGUACCUCGGCCCAAGGGGUGCUUUGUCACUGUCAGAGCUUGUGUAGUUGCGAGAUACGUUGACGGAGUAGGUAAUUAAUGAUCCGGAGGAAUGUUGGUUUCUCAAGGCUAAGGAGCAGCGAGAGGUGAAGUUGGAGCUGUGCGUCCAUGCUGACCGUUCGUAGUCGAACGAUAUCUCGCUGUACAAAAUCAUCUUGGAUGUCCCUCAUCCAAGCCAAGUCACUGGCCGAUUUUUUUGAACAGAUAGGGACGUCUACGAGGAACGGC
Molecule: messenger RNA, 4267 nt
Organism: Chaetomium strumarium
Lineage: Eukaryota; Fungi; Ascomycota; Sordariomycetes; Sordariales; Chaetomiaceae
Product: muts domain V-domain-containing protein
Exons: 4
Coding region: 120-3833 (1237 amino acids)
Biological process (GO): mismatch repair
Cellular component (GO): nucleus; MutSalpha complex
Molecular function (GO): ATP binding; mismatched DNA binding; ATP-dependent DNA damage sensor activity
Source: RefSeq, a predicted model, not a curated record